GAGAGGCGCGUUCACGCGACUAUAAAUGCGAACGCGCGGGCGAAAAUCAUCUCAGUCAGUGUAGAGUGCGAAAAAAGCGAGAUCGGAGCUGGUGCGUGUUCGCGAGCAAUCGGUGUGACUGGGAAACACGUGUGCGUCUAACGAUUUUAAUGCGGAAGUACAAACUUCCUGGCGAGGACACGAUCGCGUUCGAAAUAACUUCACUCUUCUUACGACGUUACUCCUCCUGGAUCGUUCCGCGGUAAAGUCCAGUCGCGGAACAUUCUUGCAAGUAGAUAGAACCGCGGAUGCCUAAAAGUGACAAUCGAUGAUACGAGCUAACUGUGAAAAUAUUAUCACGUUUCUAAUUACCUUUGUAAUUCUUCGGAAGAAAUGGGGCAUCGAAUACGCGAUGAGGACUUUGUAGUUUAAAAAAGAAGAAGAAGAAGAAGAAGGAAAUACUUUUGAUAGGACUUUCGAAAGUAGAAAGUUACACGAUACCGAUUAGCGUCGAUCGCGCAGGAUGAUCGCUCAAGUAAAACUAUGGUGGAAGCUGCUCUAUUCCGGCCAGCAGAAAGGUAUAUUCGCAGGACUGGCGGCUCAUUCCGGACAAAUAUCCGUGGGACUUGGUCAAGGUUUCAGCGCGAUUCUAAUACCGAAAUUAUUGGAGAGCAAUUUCGCGGACGAGUCGGAAACAUCGUGGAUCGCGUCUUUGGGAGUGAUAUCGAAUCCCUUGGGAUCGGUGAUCGCUGGUCUAUGCGCCGAAUGGUUUGGAAGAAGAUCGGCUAUCGCGUUGGCCAGCUUACCGCAUGCUGCCGGCUGGUUAUUGAUAGCUCUGUCGAAGAACGUGCCGAUGUUAUACGUAGGCAGAUUCAUCAGCGGAAUUGGUAUGGGCAUGGCUAACGGCCUUUACCUUUACGUCAGCGAGGCUGCAGCACCGAAUCAACGAGCCUGGCUAGGAAGCUGCGGUCCCGUAUUAGUUUCCCUCGGUGUCUUGAUCAUUUACACGCUAGGAGCGUUCACCACGUGGCAGAGAGCUGCCGCGAUCAGCAUCGGACCAGCGAUUCUCUCGUUGGCGCUGACACGCAUGAUCCCGGAAAGUCCAGGCUGGUUGGUCGCUCGAGGACGAAAAGAGGAAGCGAAAGUGUCGCUGUUGUGGUUGCGAGGACCUGGAUUGACCACUGACAAGGAGUACGAGGAAUUAUGCGAAACCAACGACAAGAGGGAAGAGAAGAAGGAGAGUCUGUUGAAAGCUGUUCACAUGCCAAGCGUUUGGAAGCCGUUUUUUAUUCUACUCGCUUUCUUCGCGUUUCAACAAAUCUCCGGCAUCUACAUAAUCCUUUUCUACGCCGUGAACGUCCUCAAGGAUAUCGGCAUCGACUUGAACGAAUACUCCGCGAGCGUUGGAGUCGGUGUGAUCAGGUUGUUCGCAUCGAUCGCCGGUGCUGGUCUCGCGAACAGCUUCGGUAGAAAAGUUCUGGCCUUCGUUAGCGGCCUAGGAAUGACGAUCUCUGCUGUAGGCGUUGCUCUGGCCUUCAGGUUCAAACUGCCAUCCAUCGUGUCUCUGGCCUGUAUAGGAGGCCACGUAGGAUCAUCGAUGAUAGGAUACCUCACUUUACCCUGGGUGAUGACCUCGGAAUUAUAUCCAUUGAGAUUCAGAGGACCCCUAGGAGGCAUUACCACUAGUAUCGUACAACUGAUAACGUUCGCCACCAUCAAAAUGUAUCCUGAUUUGCGCGCGUUGGUCGGCAUCGAAUGGAUAAUGUGGAUAUUUAGCGGAGCGUCUCUCCUAGGAGCUCUAUUCGCCUUGACUAUUCUGCCUGAAACAAGAGGUCAAAGUCUCGACCAGAUAGAGAGCGCAUUCUGCAGUAAACCAAAGUCGGAUACUUCGGUUCCGGCCACCCUACCAACUAUCUUCGUGCAACCAAAAAACAUUACGUUACAAAAGUUUGUCUCGAUCUCCGAAGAAAAAUAUCCCAACAUGGUAGCAAACGCGUACGCUUACGAUAAUUUUUCUUUAGAAUUAUCUCCUGACGAUAAAGUCAAAGCAAAGAAUGAUGAAUUACCUCUAAAUAUAAAUGAAUCUGACAGGAAUCGUGACGUUGCUCGUGUCAUCUCUUUGGAACAUGUAUAUUUUUAACGAAACACCACAUACUUACAUACGUAUAUGUACCUACCUAAGGUCAAUACCUAAGGUAUUGCAAAUUUAUAUUAUCAAUUUCUCAUCAGCUUUAAAUGCUUACCAACUUUUCAAUUGAGAGAUCAAUUGUGAUAAUUUAAUAUCGACAAUCCGAUAUACAUAUCAACUUACCUACAUACUUACAUAGUACAUACUACAUAUGUAAGUAAGUAUUUAUCGUGAAAUCGAUCAUUUUCGUUUAUUAAACGAUCUACCAGUAUUACAAACAUUCCUACAUCCUGUUCAAAUGUGUUCUUGCGAACAAUUAAAUAUCGUAUAAACCUUCUGAGAAGUGUAAAAAGCGAUCAUUUUUCUCGCUUUAAUAAGCGUCUAUGUCUAGGAGAUAGCGUAUGCUAAUUCAUGAUCGAGAAGCGACUGUAAAUAAAUUGCUGCAAAUAUUGUUUUUGGAAAAUUAUAAACAUUCGCGAUUAAUCUAAAACUUCGGUUAUAAAAAAACGGAAAUAAUAGGAGAGAAUGUUGAUAAUAACAUUUCGUAUGCCAGUUAGCCAGACAAAUUUAUUACUGCUAUUUAUGUAUAUAUUUAUAAAUAUCUUCAAUUAUUCGUUAUUGUUAAAUUACACACUGCGUGAUAUUUCUUUUGUAUAUACGACAUUCUUUUCUGUCAAUUGUAAAUAAUUCCUAUUUGAUAAAGUUAAAUAUACGUAUAUACUAUUUUUUCAGCAAAAAUACACUGCCUUCUGCUCAUUA
Messenger RNA from Osmia bicornis bicornis, 2866 nucleotides. Its product is annotated as facilitated trehalose transporter Tret1-2 homolog. Gene Ontology annotation, biological process: transmembrane transport. The record is from RefSeq and is a predicted model, not a curated record. Lineage: Eukaryota; Metazoa; Arthropoda; Insecta; Hymenoptera; Megachilidae. Gene Ontology annotation, cellular component: membrane. The transcript is spliced from 6 exons. The coding region runs from base 503 to 2119 and encodes 538 amino acids. Gene Ontology annotation, molecular function: transmembrane transporter activity.